This is a messenger RNA of Prunus armeniaca (apricot), 285 nucleotides long. NCBI's taxonomy places the organism in Eukaryota, Viridiplantae, Streptophyta, Magnoliopsida, Rosales, Rosaceae. The record is from the annotation of a GenBank genome assembly.
AUGGUGGAGAAAAGGUUGCAUAGAACAUAUAAUUAUGUUUAUUUGCCUCUCACAUUAGCCUUAACUUUACCGGUUUCAACUGCUUCUGUGGAAAGAGCAUUUUCUACUAUGAAUAUUGUGAAAGGUCCACUUCGCAACAGAAUGGGAGAUCAAUGGUUGAGUGCUAGCUUCCUUAGGUUGACUCCUGGAAGGAAAUUUCCUGAAUCCGCCACUGGUGCCAAGUACACUAAACGCGAUCAAAACCACAAGUUCUGGGAUGGAAGUCUUAUUCACAUGUCAAACUAG